Messenger RNA from Lasiosphaeria miniovina, 1206 nucleotides. RefSeq names its product emp24/gp25L/p24 family/GOLD-domain-containing protein. Bases 166 to 798 code for a protein of 210 amino acids. The record is from RefSeq and is a predicted model, not a curated record. Gene Ontology annotation, cellular component: Golgi apparatus; endoplasmic reticulum; endoplasmic reticulum-Golgi intermediate compartment. NCBI's taxonomy places the organism in Eukaryota, Fungi, Ascomycota, Sordariomycetes, Sordariales, Lasiosphaeriaceae. Gene Ontology annotation, biological process: protein retention in ER lumen; Golgi organization; endoplasmic reticulum to Golgi vesicle-mediated transport. The transcript has 4 exons.
GAGAGCCCCCACGGGCCUGGAACUUGGUUGUUCCGCCUAAAAGUCAGGCCAGCUCAGCGCUUUGGCAUCCUGCAGGCGAUCAGUUUCGCGAUUGAGAUAUGCUAUCCUGAAGACCACCUCUAACCCACGAUCCCUCGACGACGUCGGCGCCACAACUCCCACACCAUGCAUCUGCCACUAAUAGCAUGCUGCCUUUUGGCCUACCUGGCGGCCCAGGUAUCAGCAACUGCAUUGACCUACAAGCUUACCGCCAACGAAAAGGCCUGCUUCUACACAGUGACACAGGCCAAGGGCGAGAAGAUCGCCUUCUACUUUGCGGUCCAAUCGGGCGGCUCCUUCGAUAUCGACUAUGAAGUCACAGGCCCUAACAACAAGUACAUCAUGGAUGGUCAAAAGGAGCGCCAGGGCGACUUCGUCUUCUCUGCGAACGAGGUCGGCGAAUACAAGUUCUGCUUCAACAACGAGAUGAGCACCUAUACAGACAAGUUUGUCGACUUUGAGAUUGCGGUCGAGAACGAGGCACGCGUGAGCCUGCCCGCGAAGCAGGGCACCUCGCCGGAACAGACGUCGGCCCUCGAGGAAUCCCUUUUCAAGGUGUCGGGGCAGCUUUCGACCAUCACACGAAACCAAAAAUACUUCCGGACGCGCGAGAACCGAAACUUCAGCACUGUACGCAGCACAGAGAAGAGGAUCAUUAACUUCAGCUUGAUACAGAUUGCAUUGGUCGUAUGCAUGGGUGCGCUGCAGGUCUUUAUCGUCAGGUUUUUCUUCCAGGGCGCGAGGAAGGGCUAUGUAUGAGUAUGUUGUUUGUUGUGCUGUUAAGAUGGUGGUUUUGACCAGGCGUACUGCACACAUGGGGCGGGUCUUGCAUGAAGCACUUAACAGCAAAAGCCUAUUAGUUUUCGGCGAUGGUUGGUAUAUAGGGUUGUCCCUAUUUGGGUUUCAAACAUGAUGAUUAUGCCAAAUCGUGGUGCUGCUUUGCGCCAGGUACCGCAGGAAGUAGAGGCGGAGGUGCCUUGUUUAUGUUUAAGCGUCCAUGUUGUGCUCAGAUAUUCCACGAAACAGAAACCGGCCGAGGUUUCGAGCCCAAUGUACGAUUCACGAGUACUGAAUUUAUAUUGAGUAUUCCAAUAAGAAGAUUGAGUAAAAACUGGGACGAAACGAGCAAAUCCAAAUUCUGAACCUGAACUUUACCUCAGAAAGCAG